AUGAAUUACCAGGAAAUUGGAAACCAUACCAGAGUGACUGAGUUCAUUCUUGUGGGACUGUCUAGGAAUCCCACAUCCCAGAGUGUUCUGUUCUGGGUAUUGAUGUUUCUCUACGUAAUAACUUUGGCAGGAAAUAGUAUGAUCAUCUUCCUGGUAGGGAUCAACUCUCAGCUGCACACCCCAAUGUAUUUCUUUCUUGGAAAUUUGUCUUUACUGGAUCUUCUGUUUUCAACCAGUGCUGUUCCCUUGGUCAUGGUGAACUCACUGCAGAACUUCUCUACCAUCUCCUACAGCUCUUGUUUUGCUCAGCUUGCCAUCCAAGCCUUUUUGGCACUGGCUGAAUGUUUUCUUCUUGCCAUUAUGGCUUAUGACCGAUUUGUGGCUAUUUCAGAUCCUCUCAGGUAUAACCUGGUCAUGUCUUCUCAAGUAUGCAUUUCAAUGGCUUUGGUUGCCUGGAUGGCAGCCCUCCUGCUCACUCUUAUACCCAUUCUGCUCUUUCCGAUCAGUUUCUGUGGACAUAACACAGUUAAUCACUUUUCCUGUGAGGUUCAAGCCAUCUUUAAAUUGCUCUGUUCCAAUACCAUUUCCCUAGAGAUUAUGAUGGUGGCAUGUGCUGUCAUUUCAAUGCCAGUACCUUUAAUUUUGAUUCUUAUCUCUUACCUUUGUAUCCUUCGGGCUGUCUUAAGGAUCCGCCCCAUUGAGGCCCAACUUAAAGCCUUUUCCACAUGUGGCUCUCACCUGAUGGUGGUUACCGUCUUCUUCGGAACACUAAUAUAUAUUUAUGUGAGACCCCAGAGCAAAAAGUCCCAAGAUGAGGACAAAAUUGUCUCUAUAUUUUAUGCAGCAGUGACCCCAAUGUUAAAUCCACUCAUCUACACUUUGAGAAACAAGGAUGUGAAAGCUGCUAUCAGGAAAGUAACUUGUAGGGUCAAGUCCUAG
This is a messenger RNA of Dipodomys ordii (Ord's kangaroo rat), 939 nucleotides long. Its product is annotated as olfactory receptor 13H1-like. The record is from RefSeq and is a predicted model, not a curated record. Gene Ontology annotation, cellular component: membrane. Gene Ontology annotation, molecular function: olfactory receptor activity; G protein-coupled receptor activity. Lineage: Eukaryota; Metazoa; Chordata; Mammalia; Rodentia; Heteromyidae. Gene Ontology annotation, biological process: G protein-coupled receptor signaling pathway. Bases 1 to 939 code for a protein of 312 amino acids. The transcript has a single exon.